Molecule: messenger RNA, 268 nt
Organism: Caenorhabditis angaria
Lineage: Eukaryota; Metazoa; Nematoda; Chromadorea; Rhabditida; Rhabditidae
Source: the annotation of a GenBank genome assembly
AUGAAUAAGCGCUCUAGCGAACGCAAGGCUGAACGUUUUCCAUUGACGGCCAAAACGGUCGAAAUAAUCAGCGUAUACGGAAAACACCUGUGGAGUUUUGCCCAAACUAUCACAAAUCAACAUAUUCAUGAUGCAAUGAGAAGAACUGUUGUUAAAGUGAGUUUUUCAAAACAAAUUCUGAAAAAUAAUAAAAACAUAUUUUCAGCGACAUAGGAAUAUUCUCCUAUGCACCAACAUCGAAAGAAGCUCAAGAUCGAGUGCAGAAUGA